Molecule: messenger RNA, 648 nt
Organism: Zerene cesonia (dogface butterfly)
Lineage: Eukaryota; Metazoa; Arthropoda; Insecta; Lepidoptera; Pieridae
Exons: 7
Coding region: 1-648 (215 amino acids)
Source: RefSeq, a predicted model, not a curated record
AUGGAUAAAGUAUGGUUUAAGAGAUCGGCUGUUAUACAGUUCUACGAGGCUGAAAACAAGUAUUUACAAGUUAAAUCUAAUACAAAAGCUCUCACAGAAGCAUUGGGUAGGGAGAUCAUUGAAAUCGGCGCUCCCGUAAAAGAUUUACCAGCGGACUUAGAAGAGGAGCCAUCCGUUGAAAAUGAUGACGAUAUAACAUCAACCACCAUACAAGUUGCUACGAAGGAGGACAUAGCUAGAGCGGAACUAGAAAAACCAAAAGACAUCGACAAAAUAGAUGGCGUUAACCAAGACGACGAGGAGGCGAGAAUUGAAAAAGAAUUGGCUGAAAUAUACAAGGAUUCAUCUGAUUAUAAAUCCGACAGCAGUGAAAUGAACGAGAAGAAAAAUUCAACGGAUAAUUCGACUGAUUUUGAAGAGAAACCCGUGGCAAGAAUGAGGGCAAAUUUUAAAUUCCAACCGAAUACAAACAGCAAAAAAGACAUCGAACUGUUUCGAACGUCUGUAGACGAUAUUAGCUGUGAAAAAAAUAAACUGUCUGGCACUACAUCACUACCGAACGGCGGCUAUCGUUACGCCGUGGACGCAAUCAUUAUCGGUGCAGCAAUUACAUCGCUCCAAGCAUUCAAUUACCCAUUACUUGUGUAA